CCCCAUCUCUCCGGCCAUUUUCUCCUCCAGCUCUCGCUUCCGUGUCAUUUUUUUCUUUUUCUUUUUUUCUUGCCUUCUUUCGAAAGAUCGCUUCCGUUCUUUCCAUUUGGGGAAAGCGAUGGCGGCGAGGCGAGGGAAGUGGCAUCCGCCGCCGGCACCGACUCCAAGGAUCAUCCAUCUCCCGCGGAGGUCCAGGCUGUCCCGGUCCGCGAAGGCGGCUUUGGCGGCGGCGAAGGCGCGGCCGACGAGGUUGCCGUCGGUGUCCCGCAGGAAUCUGGGGGUUCUCUUAGACGAGGAGAGGACGUUCGCCGGCGGAGGUUCGGAGAGGAGAGCCUCGCCCGGCGAGAGCCACGGGGGUUCCGGGGAGGAGAGGUGGAGGUUUCAGGUGGAGAUCCUCCGGGCGGAGUGCAAUUUUCUCCGGAUGGAGAGGGAGGUGGUACGGCGGAAGCUGGAGAGGAAUCGGGCUCAAAUGGAGACCAUCUUGAGAUCCGCCGUGGAAACUCUCAUUUCGGGGAGUAAGAAGAUUGAUGGGAGUGAGAGCGUGGUGACGGCGUUGAAGGAGGAGAUCGAGGAGCUGGAGGAGAAGCUGGAGGAGUUGCAGCUGGAAAGGAGUGGUAGGAGGAGAGGGAAGGAGAGGAGCUGCGGGCGUAACUUCGACCGGCAAGCUUCGGUGCUCCGGCGGCAGCUCGAGAAGAUGGCGGACGAGACCAGCGUCAGGCAAGUCCGAGAGAUCGCCGCCGAGGAGAAAAAUGAUAAGGAAAACUCUCCUCUUCAAUCCGAUCGUCCUUGCCGGUUUCCCGAUGUGGAGAUGCUGAGGAGGAGGAUGGAAGGGCUGUCCAAAGAGAUGUUGGAGAGGAUGGAGGAGUACGGUUGCCUGCUGUCUGCCAACUCCUCUUUCUACUCUCACUCCACCACCGUUAGUCGCAGCGAAAGCAAGAUGAUGAGGUGUUGCAGCCGCAGAAGAGUGAUCGAGCAUACGGAAAUGGCAGUGAAGUCGCAACACUGCCAUCCACAACAGGUGGAGGAGGAGAAGGGAUGGGCUGUGAUGGGGUCAGAGAACUGCUGCAACUGCAAGAAGGUGGUGAGGAGGAUAAUGGAGGAGGUGAGGUCAGAGACAGAGCAAUGGAGUGAGAUGCAAGGCAUGUUGGAACAAGUUAGGGUGGAAAUGGAGGAGCUCCAGUCAUCCAGGGACCUCUGGCAACAUCGCUCCAUUACUUCUGAAAUGAAUAUCCACUCCAUUCAGACUCAAAUGCUGGAGUGGAAACGAAGAGCACGCGCCUCUGAGCACAAGAUGACUGAGCUGCAGAAACAGGUUUCUUCUGAGCUCCAAAUCAAGCUGCAAUCAACAAGGGCUGAGCUUUUUCUCCCCCCCACUUCAUCCUCUCAAACACAUUCAGAGAAAUGGAACCAAGAUCUUCAAAGGAUCAAAGACCAGCAGCAGAGAUUGCUGGACUCUCACAGGGAGAAAGAGAAGCAUGUCCUGGUCUGCCGCUUGAAGAAUCCACAUUGCAAUUUUUCCCAACGUUUGCCAUUGCAGGCUAUUGGAAAUAACUUUCCUACGUUCCGGCCAUGAUAUUGAGCCUAAGGUACUAUGAGAUAACUUCAGAGGGAAGUAAAACAAACCCUGGACUGCAGCAACACAUGGCCUUGGACUUCCUCAAUGGAUCAGUUUUGCUUGUACGUCAGACGUGGUGGCAAUUCCUGCCACAAGAUCCGAUAAGCGACUACGGGAAAGGGCAUCUAAAAUGGAGGAUUGGAAAAUUUAGUAUAUUUGAGAGCAGAUUUUCCUUUGGUACUAAACGACCGUUGCUUCCAGCAGGAUGUAAUUUUAGUCUCUAAAGCAAUGAGGAAAAGAAAGAAAGAUGGAGAUAGUGGCCCUGUCGACCAAGCACUCUUUUGGAUUGCA
This is a messenger RNA of Elaeis guineensis (African oil palm), 1906 nucleotides long. RefSeq lists its product as uncharacterized. NCBI's taxonomy places the organism in Eukaryota, Viridiplantae, Streptophyta, Magnoliopsida, Arecales, Arecaceae. The record is from RefSeq and is a predicted model, not a curated record.